UAGAAUUAUAUAGUAGGAUUAAUUUGCUAUGAGUAUUUGGACUUGUUGGAGGCCAAAUAUAUGCAGUAUUGUAUUUUGUGAUUCCAACUGUGUUAUGAUUACUAUGAAUAAAAUUAAAAGGUUCCUUGACCAAUGCCUUGACCAAAUUAACUAGUUUUCUGCUUCUUAUGAUGACCAAAACCGUGUGUAACUGAUUCUGAGCUUGCACAUCUGUAUACUAAAAUCAGCCGUUUAAUUUUAUUGUUUAGCACUAAAACAUAUAUUAGUGCCACUCUGAAUGCUCUUGGCACACUGUCCCAGAAACUAUCGGUUUCAGUCUCAUUUUUCUUUGUUCUUGCUUAUACUUCACAUUCUUCUCGCUAUACAUCGUAGAGGAUCUGAGGUAGGCAACCUUCAUAUGGUCUUCUUGAAACCGAUUAGGGUAAAUAGGCAAGAGUUUCAACUUUUAAGUGUCAUAACUCAUAAACCCCACUCACCAAACAUGCAUGUUAACACAUGUUUUAUGACCAAUGGUCAUACCUUUUCAUUCGUUCUCACACACAAAGUAAUGCCAAGGGCCUUUUCCCUGCUAGUAUUUAUAUAUAUCAGUGCUACGAACUAAGACACUAAAACAAACUAUUGGCAUAUACUUAUUAGGAUCAUAUUAUAGUGUUUGCAUUGUUUUGAUAUGGAUUUUGGGUCUUGUUUCUACGUCACGCAAGAGGAGUUCAAUCUGUUCCACAGAAUGGACAGAGAGCUCUACAAGAUUCUUGUGGUGAGCCUUUUCCGCGAUCCAGAGGAGUCCAUGCAAGUCCAUGCAAUGUGGCUGUGGCUGGAGAGGGUGGGGUUUCGCAACGUGGUGAAGAGGGUAUUGGCCUUGCCCAACAUCUUGAUCAACGACGUUGCAGAUGAAACAGUCAUGUGCCUGAAUUGCAUCAACAAUAGCUUAUUAAUGUCUUGUUUAUUCUCUUCUGAGAGCAGCGAGAUUCCCCUUCUCCAGAGCCUGGUGGAAAAGGAAAUCAGUCUUCAAUUCGUGUAUGAAAACCGAAGCAGCGCGCUUCAAGGGGUGGCUAAAGUGAUGCAAGACGUGUGUGUGAGGGCAUUCACUGACAUCAUGGAGCAAGCAAUGAUAAGGAACUCAGCGGAAGCAGCAGCACAAAAGGUGGUGACAACAACAAGACAAAGUAGUUCAUCAUCAUCAUCAUCAGAGAAUUAUAAUUACCAUCAUGGGCUUGUGUGGUUUGGGUCAAUUGGGCCAGCGGAAGAUAGGACUUUGUUCGUGACGUUCUCCAAGGGUUAUCGCGUGGAAGAGUGGGAAGUGAGAGAGUUCUUCGCUUUAGCGUAUGGGGAUUGCAUAGAGGCCUUGUUCAUGCAGGAAGUGCAGCCAAAUGAACAAGCGCUCUUCGCUCGCAUUGUUUUCCGCGCCGUUUCCACCAUUGACAUGAUACUCAGAGGGGCUAACAAAGCCAAAUUCAUCAUCAAUGGGAAGCAUGUGUGGGCUCGAAAGUUUGUGCCUAAACGAAACGCCACAAGGACUACUUUGCUUGCAACAACGCUCUAGACCCUAGAUUAGAGACACAACUUGCUUUUAAUCCAAUGGAUUUAGUAAUAAUAUAUGAAUUAUUUUUAAUUUUAAAUAUUUCAUUAAUAUUUUUUA
This is a messenger RNA of Glycine soja, 1636 nucleotides long. RefSeq lists its product as uncharacterized. The transcript has a single exon. The coding region runs from base 668 to 1540 and encodes 290 amino acids. Lineage: Eukaryota; Viridiplantae; Streptophyta; Magnoliopsida; Fabales; Fabaceae. The record is from RefSeq and is a predicted model, not a curated record.